Molecule: messenger RNA, 4396 nt
Organism: Mus pahari (shrew mouse)
Lineage: Eukaryota; Metazoa; Chordata; Mammalia; Rodentia; Muridae
Gene: Pcdh11x
Product: protocadherin 11 X-linked
Exons: 8
Coding region: 372-4388 (1338 amino acids)
Biological process (GO): homophilic cell-cell adhesion
Cellular component (GO): plasma membrane
Molecular function (GO): calcium ion binding
Source: RefSeq, a predicted model, not a curated record
UGGCUCCUUGCAGUCGACGAACUGUCAGGGCGGGAGUGAGCCAGAGCAGCCAGCAGCGGCCCGCGCAGCAAAGCGGAAAGCUAGGCUACCAGAGUGCAAGGAAUCUCAGCGGCAGAAGCUACUCAGGCGACACAGGCAGCCCAGCUAGCCCGGGCCGCCCGACCAGCCUCACAAACAGCAUCCAAGACAAACAGCUGCUCCGCGGACUGCGAGCUGUGGCGGUAGAUCCCGCUACAGCAAUCGCAGUCUCUGUGGAGCGGGCGGAAGCCUUUUUUCUCCUUUUUCGUUCCCCUCUUCAUUCUACUCAAAGAGGAGUCUAAACAGUAGUAUAUCGUGGGCUGACAAACAGUACCUUUGCUAUUGAGACUGGUAUGGACUUGUUGUCCGGGACGUAUAUAUUUGCGGUCCUGUUAGCAUGCGUCGUGUUUCAGUCUGGCGCCCAGGAGAAGAAUUAUACAGUCCGAGAAGAAAUGCCAGAAAACGUCCUGAUAGGCGACUUGUUGAAAGACCUCAACUUGUCGCUUAUUCCCGACAAGUCCUUAACCACUCCUAUGCAGUUCAAAUUAGUUUACAAAACCGGGGAUGUACCAUUGAUUCGCAUUGAAGAGGGUACUGGAGAGAUCUUCACUACUGGUGCACGCAUUGAUCGUGAGAAAUUAUGUGCUGGAAUCGUGUUGGAUGCCCGUUGCUUUUACGAAGUGGAGGUUGCUGUUUUGCCGGAUGAAAUAUUUCGAUUGGUUAAGAUACGCUUUCUGAUAGAAGACAUAAAUGAUAAUGCACCGUUAUUCCCAACAACUGUCAUCAACAUAUCAAUUCCAGAGAACUCGGCUAUAAACUCUCGAUAUUCUCUUCCAGCAGCCAUUGAUCCUGAUAUAGGAAUAAAUGGAGUGCAAAAUUACCAACUAAUUAAGAGUCAAAAUAUUUUUGGUCUUGAUGUCAUUGAAACACCAGAAGGAGACAAGAUGCCCCAACUGAUUGUUCAAAAGGAGUUAGAUAGAGAAGAGAAGGAUACCUAUGUGAUGAAAGUGAAAGUUGAAGAUGGUGGCUUUCCUCAAAGAUCCAGUACAGCUAUUUUGCAAGUAAGUGUUGCUGAUACAAAUGACAACCACCCAAUCUUCAUAGAGAAGGAAAUUGAAGUCAGUAUACCAGAAAAUGCUCCUAUAGGUUCUUCAGUGACACAGCUCCAUGCCACAGAUGCAGAUAUAGGUGAGAAUGCCAGAAUUCACUUUUAUUUCAGCAACCUAGUCUCCAACAUCGCUAAGAGACUGUUUCAUCUUAACACCACAACUGGACUUAUCACUGUCAAAGAACCACUGGAUAGGGAAGAAUCACCAAGUCACAAGUUACUGGUUUUGGCAACUGAUGGUGGAUCAACACCAGCAAGAGCAACAGUGCUAGUAAAUGUCACAGAUAUCAAUGAUAAUGUCCCAUCAAUUGACAUAAGAUACAUUGUCAAUCCAACCAAUGGCACCGUGCUUCUUUCAGAGAAUGCUCCACUUAACACUAAAAUUGCUCUCAUAACUGUGAUGGAUAAGGAUUCUGAACAUAAUGGUAGGGUGACAUGCUUCACAGAUCAUGAAGUUCCUUUCAGAUUGAGACCAGUAUUCAGUAAUCAGUUUCUCUUGGAAACUGCUGCGUUUCUUGACUUUGAGUCCACAAGAGAAUAUGCCAUAAAAUUACUGGCCGCUGAUGCUGGCAAACCUCCUUUGAAUCAGUCAUCCAUGCUCCUGAUCAAAGUAAAAGAUGAAAAUGACAAUGCUCCGGUUUUUACCCAGUCUUUCAUAAGCCUUUCGGUUCCUGAGAAUAACUCUCCUGGUGCACAGUUGACAAAAAUCAGUGCAACAGAUGCAGACAGUGGACAGAAUGCUGAAAUAAGCUACAUGCUAGGUUUUGAUGCACCACCUGAAUUCAAUCUGGAUCAACGUACAGGUAUCCUGACUGCAGUGAAGAAACUAGAUAGAGAAAAACAGGAAAAGUAUUACUUUACAGUUCUGGCACAGGACAAUGGAAUUCCACCCUUAAUGUCCAAUGCCACUGUCUUCGUGACUGUUCUUGACCAGAAUGAUAAUAGCCCAAUUUUCACUCACAAUGAAUAUAACUUCUAUGUUCCUGAAAGCCUUCCAAAACAUGGCACAGUAGGGCUAAUAACUGUGACUGAUCCUGAUUACGGAGAGAAUUCUGCAGUUACUCUCUCCAUCUUAGAUGUGAAUGAUCAAUUCACUAUUGAUCCACAGUCUGGUGUCAUCAGGCCAAAUAUUUCAUUUGACAGAGAAAGACAAGAAUCCUAUACUUUCUAUGUAAAAGCUGAGGAUGGUGGUAGGGUAUCACGUUCUUCAACUGCUAAAGUAACCAUAAAUGUGGUUGAUGUCAAUGAUAACAAACCAAUUUUUAUUGACCCUCCUUCCAAUUACUCCUUUGAAUGGGUUCUACCAUCCACAAAUCCCGGCACAGUCGUCUUCAAGGUUGUUGCAAUUGACGAUGAUAUUGGCAUGAAUGCAGAGGUUCAUUACAGCAUUGUUGGAGGGAAUACAAAAGGACUGUUUAUGAUUGAACAAAUAUCAGGUAAUAUCACAUUGAAGGAGAAGUGCAUGGUUUCAGAUCUUGGUUUACAUCGAGUCAUAGUCAAGGCUAAUGAUUUAGGACAACCUGAUUCUCUCUUCAAUGUUGUAAAUGUCAAUUUCUUUAUAAAUGAGUCCGUACCCAAUGCCACACUGAUUUAUGAACUGGUGCGCAGAAGCAUUGAUGCACCUGCAAAUCAAAAUACUGAAACAACCAGUGCAUCCUCUCCAACCACUGACUAUGUCAAGAUCAUGGUUGCCAUUGUGGCUGGUACCAUAACUGUCGUCCUAGUUAUUUUCAUCACUGCUGUAGUAAGAUGCCGCCAACCACCACACCUUAAGGCUUCUCAGAAAAACAAACAGAAUUCUGAGUGGGUUACUCCAAACCCAGAAAACAGGCAGAUGAUUAUGAUGAAGAAGAAGAAGAAAAAGAAGAAGAAGCAUCCCCCCAAGAACCUGCUGCUUAAUUUUGUCACUAUUGAAGAAGCAAAGCCAGAUGAUGGUGAAAAUGAGAGAAACAGUGUCACACUAGAUCUUCCCAUUGAGCUGGAAGACCAAACCAUGGGCAAAUACAACUGGGGCAAUACACCUACUACCUUCAAGCCUGAUAGCCCCGAUUUGGCUCGACAUUACAAAUCUGCCUCUCCCCAGCCUGCAUUCCAGAUCCAGCCUGAAACGCCCCUGAACUCAAAGCACCACAUCAUUCAGGAACUGCCUCUUGAUAAUACCUUCGUUGGCUGUGAUUCCAUCUCCAAGUGCUCCUCCAGCAGUUCUGAUCCCUACAGUGUUUCUGAGUGCAGCUAUCCAGUGACAACUUUCAAGGCCCAUGUGUCUGUGCAUACCAGACCGCCCAUGAAGGAGGUGGUACGAUCUCACACACCCAUGAAAGAGGCAACUACUGUGGAAAUCUGGACUCACCCACAUCCACAGCGGCGAUCUGAUGGAAAAAAGCCAGGAAAGUCCCAGAGACGUGUCACAUUUCACCUACCAGAAGGCUCUCAGGAAAGCAUCAGUGAUGGUGGAUUGGGAGACCACGAUGCAGGCAGCCUUCCCAGUACAUCCCAUGCACUGCCACUUGGCUAUCCUCAGGAAGAGUAUUUUGAUCAUGCUGCACCAAAUAACCGCACUGAAGGGGAUGGCAACUCUGAUCCUGAAUCUACUUUCAUUCCUGGACUAAAGAAAGCUGCAGAAAUAACAGUGCAACCAACUGUGGAAGAAGCCUCCGAUACCUGUACUCAAGAAUGCCUCAUCUUGGGCCACUCUGACUCCUGCUGGAUGCCAGCUACUCUGACCAAUCCUAGCCCUUCACAGAUAAAGACCUCUGCUAUCUGCCACAGCCCACCCAGGCCCCGCUUGUCAGUUCGUUGCUACAGCCCUCCAGUGACACAGACAGUCGCUAUCUGUCACAGUCCCCCUGUGACACAAACUAUUGCAUUGUGUCAUAGCCCUCCACCAGUACAGGCUACUGUACUUCGCCAUAGUCCACCACCAGCACAGGCCGCUGCAGUCAGCUACAGCCCAACUCUAGUACAGGCUGUGGUGAUUCACCACAGUCCUCCUCUGCCACAGGCUGCCACUCUCCAUCGCACUCAGGCACAACCACCAAUGGGUUUGCAGCAGGGAUGGGUGCAAGGUGCUGGAGUGGAUGGACUAUAUCCUAUUGAUCAGGGAGUACAGGGCAGUACAAGAGCUCAAUUUUACACCAUGGCUGAAAGAUUUCAUCCCGAUGAUGACUCAAUUAAAGUCAUUCCCUUGACCACCUUUACUUCAGGUCAACAGGCCAGAUCCUCAAGAGGUGAUUCUCCCAUCAUAGAGGAACACCCCUUGUAAAGCCUAUA